UUCUUUGCAAUCAAAGUCCUUGAGUUCUCUUCAAAUCCAGGCCGCGUCUUCGUGGAUACAUGUCUGGCACACACAAGAUCAAGAUCGCCGCGCGCCUGCGACCACGCAUCGAGCACGAAAUUGACGACCAAGGGAUACAGAUAACACACGACGAAGACGGAGAGGGACCCUCGUGGAUUCGCGUGCCCAACCCACGGGACGCGACGCAAGUCUUUCGCUUUCCAUUUACCAGUUGCUACGACCAAGAUUCUACACAAGAGGAGAUCUUUGAGCAGGAUGUGAGACCGCUCAUUGACGUUGUAUACAGUGGCGUCACCGUGACAAUCUUUGCCUACGGCGUGACGUCCUCUGGAAAAACACACACAAUGCAAGGAACAAGGGCAUGCCCUGGCGUCAUUCCACGAGUUGUCGAGGCCAUGUUCGAACAGAAAGCAGCGUUGCUGAAGUCCAACGUCGAACUCGCAGUGUCGUACAUGGAGAUAUAUAAAGACGAGUGUUAUGACUUGCUGGUUGAUCGGGAGACGGCUCCGAAACUCCCCGUACGAGAGAAUGAUGUGGGCCAAGUCUUUGUUGCAAACUUGAGUUCGAUACCGAUAGCCUCAGUUGAGGAAUUCGUUGCAAUUUAUUCCCAAGCAUCAAAGCACCGCUCAGUGGGCGCAACAAAUCUUAAUCGUUCUUCGUCUCGUUCGCAUGCGAUGUUAACGCUGGAGGUAACGAUGACUGAUUCUUCGGCACAGAAAUCAUUAACAGGAAAGAUCAACCUUGUUGAUCUUGCUGGUUCAGAGAACAACAAGCUAACUGGAAACGACCCCACACGGAUGGCUGAGAGUUCAGCCAUCAAUAAGAGCCUGAGCGUCCUCGGGCAGGUUGUGCAUGCAUUGAACCAGGGGGCUUCUCGAAUACCAUAUCGCAAUUCCAAACUCACGCGCAUUCUCCAAGACGCCCUCGGCGGGAACUCCGUGGGAUUACUCAUCUGCAACCUUGCUCCCGGAACGAAAUUUAGGCAGGAUACCCUGAACACGUUGAACUUCGCAGUGCGGACAAAGAACGUCGAGAACAGACCGGUGGUCAACGAGCGCGACAUACGACCCCAACCCAAACCCCACUUCGCAGCAAUCCUACCACCACCUCCGAAACUUGCACCUGCCGUACUCCAGCCUUUGGAAGCUGUCGCAGGUCCGUCACGUGGCCCGCGGCCCAGCAUCGCCCGCGCCGCACCCAGAGCAAGCCUUGCUGGCGCAGGUCAAAGUAGAUCUCGUGUACCACGUGCCAGCGGCAUUGGGGUAUUUGGAGGCCAUAAGGGACGUCGUCCUUCGGGAGUGCCCGCACUUAUUAGCGAGAAAGCAGAGACAAGUGGUAACUUUAGCAUGAUGCAGUUGACAGAUAAGGAAAUUGAUGAGCGGAUCGCAAGGGCUGUUGAAGUUGAAGUUGCACGCCGUCUCAAGGAGCGCGAAGAGCUUGACCGACAGGAGAAGGAGAAUAACACGUUGCAGUUGAAACUUCAGAAAGAGAAGGAAAAAGAAAAGUUGAAAGAAGAAGUCCAAAGACUUCCGGCUGGGGUGCUUUCCCCGCUUAUGGCGCAGCACCGGGAUCUGGAUCAUGAACUUCGUGUGAGGCUUGAGGAAUUGGAAGAGAAGUACGAACGCGGGACCAAAGAACUUCAGCUGGCAGAUGUGCUUUCACCUGUUUCGCGGAAGAAAACUGGACGCGCGUACGUGAUGCUGGCCCGCGCUCACUCCGAAAAGGGCGACCUACAAGUAGCGCUUGACCUAUACCGCAAAGCUGAGACGUAUGUCCCAGAUAACGUCAAGCUGAAAGAGAGAGUUAUCGAGAUCGAGUGGGCGGUGAAGAAUGGCACCACAUUCAUCCCUUCUCCGAAGAAGCCCAGAAAGGCGAAGAAGACGAAGGCUGGGAAGCGCAAGGCGGUGGGUAAGGUCAUGAGUGGAGACGAGGACGAAGAGGAUUUGACGAUGGACGGGAUCCAUCAGAUGCUGGGAGGCGAGUCGAGUGGAUCUGCAAACCCGCUGAAGAGGUUCAAAGUCGAGGAGGAUGUUACGCAGGCUAUGUCAGCGACCCCGCAGAAGAGGGUGAAAUGUGAGGUCGAGGGAGACAUAUGAGCCUUUGUCAGUUGCAGUGCCGCGACGUCACAUGUAUGGCUGUUCUGUUGUAUGUACAGGUUCGCCAGUGUAUCAUGUAAUGCCCGAGUCCUUAAAAACGACGGUUGAUGUUUUUGCUUUGCCAGAUUCUUGUUAGUCCAACUAAGUAAACCUUCUCCUAGAACUCCUAGGCUACAUUGCAUGCUGAUUCUCAUAUUCUAUUCG
Suillus clintonianus is the source of this 2321-nucleotide messenger RNA. Its product is annotated as P-loop containing nucleoside triphosphate hydrolase protein. Gene Ontology annotation, biological process: microtubule-based movement. NCBI's taxonomy places the organism in Eukaryota, Fungi, Basidiomycota, Agaricomycetes, Boletales, Suillaceae. The record is from RefSeq and is a predicted model, not a curated record. Bases 60 to 2117 code for a protein of 685 amino acids. The transcript is spliced from 15 exons. Gene Ontology annotation, cellular component: microtubule; kinesin complex. Gene Ontology annotation, molecular function: microtubule motor activity; microtubule binding; ATP binding.